Molecule: messenger RNA, 3810 nt
Organism: Cherax quadricarinatus
Lineage: Eukaryota; Metazoa; Arthropoda; Malacostraca; Decapoda; Parastacidae
Product: protein zer-1 homolog
Cellular component (GO): Cul2-RING ubiquitin ligase complex
Molecular function (GO): protein binding
Source: RefSeq, a predicted model, not a curated record
GUGGAAGCGCGUUCCUGGCCACUUAACUCUGCUGGUGAUGGUGGCGAAGGUUCCACCAGGGGAGUUUGAUCCUCCUCACAGAUGGCCUUCCAGCUCAUGUAACUCGCAACUGUAAACAAGGCAGGUCCUGAAAAUCUGGAAGUUACUCUGUAGUGAAGACGGGAAGAUUUUACCAUCACUGGGGUGGGUGUGUGUGUGCGUGGUGGCUAACCACAACAUAAAUUAUGCAGUAACCAGAGAAAAUAAUAGACGGGAGGUGGAGCUGAACAUGACUAUGGGAACUAUAUACAUUUACUGUCCGUGGGAGGACAGUUCUCCAGAGCCUCUUCUGGACAUAUGUGGGAAAUAUGUUAUUGCUCACCCUGAAACUUUCUGUGUAUUACACCAAGAAACUGGUCUGUGGUGCCUCAGACCAGGUGUUGCUCUCCCAACAGAAAUAUGUGAAAAGUUGAUAAGUCUGUGGCAAGACAGGGAUCCUGAGGCACUGGAUGAUAGAUUUAUUAAUAUUUUCAAAGACUUGACUAACACGAGGUUAAAACGUAUAACGUUAAGAAACUCUGGGGUGUCGGAUGGUGGCCUGAAUCUCUUACUUUCUCAUCAUUUAGUAGAGCUAGAUAUUAGUAACUGUAUUAAACUCUCAGAAAGAACAUUAGAAAACAUUAAUAGAGUUGGUGACAGUCUAACAGCUUUAGUGAUUGGAAAAACCAAAGAUAUUUUACCAGACUCUGUGUAUUCACCAUCUCUUGAAUCCAGUGACAGUUCAGACUCCAGUCCUGUUAGCGAAAUCAAACAAAGGGGAUACAUCUUGCGAACACCAAAUUUGAAAAAACUGGUGGUUCGAGAGCUAUAUCUGCCUAAAGAAAAGGAAUACUUUUCUCUCCUCCUGAAGCCUCUUACAAAACUCACUCAUUUGGACUUGUCAGGCUGCUUGUUUCUUAACGAUGCAUCUUAUAUCCUUCCCAUGAAGUAUCUAGUCUCCAUAAACCUGCAUAAUGUCCAAAGAAUACAAGAGGCAAUUCCAGCCAUCUCGGAGAUGAAAACAUUAAAAUUUCUGGACAUUUCUCAAGCCAACCAGAAGUAUGGUGUGUUCGAGUCACCAGACACUGUCCUAGCCAACCUGGUGUCAAGUCUACCCAAUCUAAUCAGUCUUGACAUUUCUGGCACAAAUUUGUGUGGGGAUGGUACUUUUGAUGAAUACAGAGACUUGGAAAAGAAGAGCGAAGAUAGUGGAAACAUGGAGACAGACCUGUGUGAUAUCCCAGGACUCAGAAGUCGGAUACAAAACCCACUGGAGUUUCUUGGACUGUAUAACACACUUCAUGAUGCAUGUCACAGAAAUCACAUCCCUGCCAAAGUAAUCACUGGUGAUGCAAGUGAGGAACAGAUCUUGGCAGCCACAGCAGCAUAUCUCGACAGACCAGAAGUACUAGUUAAGGCUUUGAAUGAACUUUUUCACAUCUUCCGGUUUGAGACGUGUCAUGAUCAGCAGAGGGCCCUUAAUUUAAUUUUACUCUCUAUGUUAAGACAUCGCAGAGAGAAACAUAUUCAAAUAUCGGGGAGUGCAUCGCUAUUCUACAUUGCAAAGGGAGAAGAUAAAAAUAGCUUAAGUGUUAGAGCAAGACAGAAGAUGAUAAUAGUUUUGCUAGAUGCAAUGGAGACACACCUUGAUGAUUCGACUAUGAUGCGCAAUGGCUGCCUCACCCUGUGCCAAUUCAGAAUACCUCAAGAUGUGCUGUUUGAAUACCGUCGCUUGGUGCAGCUGUUACUACGUUUAAUUAGAGGCAGAGGCGAUGGUGAUGAUUUUGUGCGCCGCAUUGCCAUCUAUCUCUUGAAUUCCCUAGCCUGCCAAGUGGAUGGGGAGCAGAAAGAGCUGGUUGGAGAUCUUGGUGCUAUUGAGACAAUGUUGAAGCUGAUAAACGACAGGUUACAGCGGCACAUGCAUGACGACAUGCUGGAGAUUGCUUGGUCAGCCAUGUGGAAUGUCACUGAUGAAACUCCUGUCAACUGUUUACGCUUUCUUGAUGGCCAGGGUAUGACUUAUUUCCAAAAGUGUCUUAAGGAAUUUCCGGACAAACCAGAAUUGCUGAGGAAUAUGAUGGGUUUGUUGGGCAAUGUAGCUGAAGUGAAAAACCUUAGAUCACGCCUUAUGACUUCAGAACUCCUUACAACAUUUGCUGACCUCCUGGAUUCGAACUCAGAUGGCAUUGAGGUGAGUUACAAUGCUGCUGGAGUUUUGUCCCACAUUGCAAGUGGUGGAAGUGAGGUUUGGACCAUUGAACGUCCGACAAGAAACGAAGUGCUAGAAAGGAUGGUGGCAGCAAUAGAACGAUGGGAUUUAGCAUCAAAACGUAAUAUCAAUUAUAGGUCAUUUGAACCAAUCCUCCGACUCCUAGAGGUAUAUCAUACGCCUCAGUGUCAACAUUGGGCAGCGUGGGCACUAGCGAAUCUCACACGAGUAUACCCUGACAAAUAUUGCUCUUUAGUUGAGGAGGAAGGAGGUAUUAAUCUUCUCGAAGAAUUACUGAAGUCUCCGAAACCUUACCAGCGUAUUAAAGCCCUUGCCAGAAUUGUUAUUACACAGUGCCAAAUGUUUAAGGAAUAUGGAUCCCUCGAACACAUGGAUUAUGAUUCAGACUGCUAAAAUCUCAUAAGUAUGAAAAGCUGUCUGCAGAAUUAAUCAGGGUCCUCCUGCAGCAUGCUUGUGUGUGAUACUUAAUGUCUCUCAUAUAGUAGUUAGUAUGAGACUGAUAAGAGAUUUCAAUGAAAUUUAAACAGAUUAAGUACUGUAUAGUGAGGAUAUCUUCUACACACAUUAUGUUAUGGGUGUCAACUUAAGUAUUGUUGGCUGACAUGUAAUUAAUACUGUUUAUCAAAAUUUUAGUUACAUGUUUUGGGCUUAAAAAAAUAUUUUUUCAGAUUUUUUACUCUUAUGCCAAAAGGGCAUAGAGAAUAUUUUUGGCACAUAAUUAAGCAGAAAUUGUCAGUUUGUUUUCUUAUUAGUAAGGUUUCGGAAUAUAAAAUUUGAUACUCAUUUAUUUUAUGCAUCAUAUCCUUUUAUAUAGCUGAUGACAAUAGAGUUACUGUACAGUAAACUCUCGCUAGUCCUUACUAACUGUGUCAAGACAUUUGUGAAAUUAUCAUAAGCAGCCAACCUAAAACCCAGACUUCAAAAUCUACAGUGCUGUAUUUCAAAUUUUGUGCUUGUUUAACACAAAAUAGAGAUUAGAAAUUUAAUAGUUAACAAGUUUUUAAUCUUGUCAAAUGCUUUCUGUACAAAUACUUGGUGAGAAUAAUAACUAAAUCAAUAUAAAAUAACAUUUUGUCCUUCAGCUUUCUUAAGUAUUCCAGCUAUGUAUUUGUGUUGCUUCACUACUUUCAACAAGUUGAGGACUGCCCACCAUAUUAUACAUGCAAUUUUCAUUUUGUAACUAAGUUUAGAAAAGAUGCUAUUGAUUCUUGAUGGUGUGAAAGCUGCACCUGAAUAAUAUAUGCCUUAAAAAUUCAGUUUAAAUGUUUUAAGGUGCAAUAAUGUUAUGGUGUUAGCAUGCCCACGAUUAACGGGAGUUUACUGAAAUCCUUAAUAUUAUAACUUAUACUGUAUUAAAGUUCUCUUGCAGAAGAGUAGAUUAGUAUGAAAUUUUUCAUAUAAGGAAAUACCAUUAGAAAUCUUAGUGCACACAGUUGAUUAAUUCUGAUCUAGGUUGUGUUAAUGAUUUAUUUUAAAAUUGUUUAAUAUUUAAAUUUGUCCAUUCUUGUUAUGUACCUUUUUUUAAACUGUUGAUCUUGAUCCAAUAAAAGACUUUAAAAGAA